AUGAUCCCAACCACCAGUGAUCCACCAGUGUUCCAACCGUUCCAACCCAUCAGGAACGAAGCCGCCGUGCAGAACGGCGAGGGCCCGGUCUUUUUGGAGGCCUUUGUGGCCAAGAAGCUGCGGCCGCACCAGCGCGAUGGCGUGCGCUUCAUGCGACGUUUGACGCUAUUUCCAAGAAUCGUGGGUGCAUUCUGGCAGAUACGAGCCUUGGAUUUCGCCAAUGCACGAAAAAACUCAGUGGUUCACCUGACUUUGGCGAGUGCACCCAGCGAUAAGAUGGGCCUGGGUAAGUCAUUGCAAGCCUUGGCCCUGCUGUGGGUGGUGCUCUCGAACAACCUGGUGGCGAAGGCUGAGUCGGCGGUGAUUGUUUGCCCAUCUUCCCUCUGCGGCAAUUGGCGCGCCGAAGUCAAGAAGUGGCUUGGCGAGCAACGCUUGAAGCCCACCGUGGUCGAAAGUGGCAAAGAGAAGACCGAGCUCCAGUUGCGCGAGUUCAGGGACUUCGGGUCUCGGAAGUUGCUGAUUGUGUCCUAUGAUCAGCUGCGUCGACAUGUUCAGCUCGUAGACCCCGUGUGCGAGCUGUUGAUUUGUGAUGAGGGUCAUCGCUUGCGAUCACAGGGAACGGCCACCACCAAAACCUUGGGACAGAUGCAAUGUCAACGUCGCAUCCUGUUGAGUGGAACGCCCUUGCAGAACGACCUGGAGGAGUUGUUUCAUUGCGGACGCUUUGUACGUCCGGACCUCUUCGCCCCUUCGCGGCACUGUGGCUACAUGGCGCCGCGCAUCGCCGCGCAGGUGGUGCAGCGGGCGCGGGAACCCUACGCCACCGCGGAGGAAAAGGCAUUGGGGCAGCAGGUGACGAGGGAGUUAGAGCAGAAGACCUCGCAGUUCCUGCUGCGCCGCACCAUGGAAAACGUCAGCUUCGGCUUGCCGCCGCGGGUCGAGGUGGUGUUGCGACUGCGCCUGGCACCCACACAGGUGGCAGCCUAUCAGGCGCUGCUGGCAGAUCUGCACUCCGGGCCUCAAAACAUGGCGAAAGCCUUGAAGGUGAGCCCCGAAAAUGCGCCAAGGGCGAUGAUGGCGUUGCGUCUCCUUUGCAACGACCCUGCGGAUUUGUUGCAGGACGGCAGCGACAAGAAGAAGGGCAAAGCCCACGAAGAGGUCGCAGACAAUCAGCUAGCUCCGGAGGUGGUGAGACAGAUGCUACAGGACGCCAGUGGUUUGAGUGCCAAAUCGCUGGUGCUCUUGGCACUGCUGCACCAUUGGCGCCGUGAAGCGCCCACGGAUCGGGUGGUGGUGGUGAGCAACUUCAGCCGCAGCCUGCGACGCCUACAGCGCCUAGUGCCCUUCAAGUGCUCCUUGCUCUCAGGGGACACGGUGCCGGCCAAGCGCAUGGCGGCGGUGGAAGGAUUGAAUACCCCUGGACCCGAGGGCACCGAUGUGUUGCUCUUAUCCUCCAAGGCCGGUGGUACAGGGCUGAAUUUGAUCGGCGCCAAUCGCUUGAUCCUCUUCGACCCAGAUUGGAACCCGGCAAACGAUGCACAGGCCAUGGCGCGCAUUUGGCGCCAGGGGCAAACCAAGCCCUGCUUCAUCUAUCGCUUCGUGCUGGCUGGGACUCUGGAGGAUGUUUUUUUGGGGGUUAUAUGCUGGAAAUUCAGGGAAAAUCCUUGUGCUCACGGAAAUCAAAUGAGUCCAAUUUGA
This is a messenger RNA of Cladocopium goreaui, 1698 nucleotides long. NCBI's taxonomy places the organism in Eukaryota, Dinophyceae, Suessiales, Symbiodiniaceae. The record is from the annotation of a GenBank genome assembly.